GAGCGUCGUCGUAGCCGGGGCGAACCCCAGAGCCACAGACAGGGCCAGCGAGAAAGGUCGUCGUCGUCUUACAGGGCGCACUUCGCGCUUGCGCUGCUCACUCUUGUUCGAAGCACUCAAGCGCCUUCCCCCCCUCUGCUGCUCAGACAUAAGAGCUACCCGGUCCCCCUGCAUUGUCCGCAGUGGAGGUUUCCUAAACUCAUCAAGCUCUCAGAACGUCGCGUGGAUUACUUAAUCCAACCUCACCUUUCAAUUCCAUCUCCAUUACCAUUUCACCAUCUCAUCACUGUCAAGCAAGGCACUCUGCCUGUCUGCAAGCAACCAGUGAGACUGACGAAGUCAGAGAGAGAGAGAGAGAGACACUCAGAGAGGGAGCGAGACACAGAGAGACUCAGAGAGAGAAAGAGAGAGGAGUCAGGAGUUUCAGAGAGUGUUUUAGCGGACAGGAUUUCUGAUCUUGGCGAUCGGAUCGUCGAGGCUUUUGCGUGUUUUUCGUGCGAUUUGUGUGUAAACCGUAGUCGGAUCAGAGCGGUCGGAGAGAAAUUCUAGACGAGGAGGGUGUGCAUCGGCGUUAGUCCGGUUCGGGGAAGGACGGAGUGCACGACGACAUUGGCGGACGAUUUGGCAUCUGGCAUUUUUUGGGUCUGAGUGCAGGAGUUCGAAUUGGAGGCGAUUCGUGCGGAAGGUGGUCGAUGGGAUUUCCUGGCGUGUACGGGGUCAUGUUUCCGGUGAUGGUCUUCAAGGCCGCGCUGUCGCUGGUGGUGCUCAAGGAGACGGCGUGCUCGGUGUUUAAUCUGCUGCUAGGUCGGGGAUGGCAGCAUCCCGUGUCGAGAGUAGUGGUAGGAUCGAGCGAUUGGGUGCACAACGAGGACGGCGUGUCCGGAUCAGGGCUGGAGUCGAGGGACUCGCUAGUGGAGGACAUCAGGUCUCGAUUGCCCUCCGUGCAAUUUCAGGAAAUCUCCAGUAGGUUUGGCGACGAGGAGGAGCACCAGUGCUCGGUGUGCCUGUGCGAUUUCGAACCCCAGGAGGAGGUCCUGCAGCUGCCGCAGUGCUCGCAUAUUUUCCACAAGGAUUGCCUCGACAGAUGGCUGGGGCACGGGCAGACCACCUGUCCGCUCUGCCGCUCCACCCUCGCCUCCGAGGAGCUGCUGGAGAAGCGCAGGUACGAGAUGCAGAUCGAUGCGGAGCUCGCCUCGGAAUUCGCGCUAUGGUUCUCCAUGUACCAUCCGGAGGGCGGCCGCGGCCACUGGUGGCAAGCGUAUCUGCAGGGAAUUCCCGACGUGCUCAGCGGCGUACAUUGAUGCAUUGCGCUCUCGUAAUUAUUGCUCGUUCCUGACGAUGACGACGACGACGACGACGACCGAUGGCAGAGCAGAGCAGGCGCUCUCUCUUAAUCUCUCUCUGCCCGUCGACAAAUGUGGCCUGGCCGGGGCGUCGAGACCUUUCUCUCCGACGAUUGCAUCUCGCCGAACCCUUCGGGGCGUUCCGGAUCAUCCUUUUGCCGCCACUAAGUACAUACAUUCAUUCUUCCGGUUUGGCCUACGAGUACGUCUGUCUUCGAUCCGCAUGCUUCAUCUUCCAUAGCCUCGUCGCGGCCACGAAGCGAAGCAUGCGCCCUUAUAGGUUGUGUAAGUAACAUCGAGCACAGACAGAAUGCCGCAUGCCCGCAGGCGCAGAGAUUUUUAUUCGUCAAGGACUCCGAUGGCACACGACGUCCGCCAUCGGAGCCCUACCUUCAAGGAACUGCGGCGGCAUCGAGACGUGCAAUGCUCUUGCUGAUGCUUCGGGAUGUUUCUCGGCAGGCGAUAGAUGUGAACCACUCAGUCAGCUUAAUCAAAUAUUAACAGGAGAGGAGAGGAGAAAGUGAGGCGCGGCCAAUUGCGUCGAGCUUCGGAGCAAUGCGCCGCGAGCCGGAGAGCAGAGCAGAGAGGAGACGAGGAGGAUUGAUGCUGCGGAGGUGCUUUCUUUCAUUCCACCACCUUCUUCACUCGCCGCGCGAUCGAUUCGAUUCCUCGAUCGCAGACGCUGUAGGAAAAAAUUGCCCCUCCCGUCUGCCGACAGCGAGGGAGCGAUUGAGCGAGCGAGAUGGCCGGGCGGAGCGGAGCGGAGAGCACGGACGCAUUUGUGAGUUCAAUCCGACCGAUUGUCAAUAAUCAAGCCCUUUGUCACGAAAAACAUAAUUUAGUUGAAUCGUAAACAAACCUCACCUGCAAGUGGUACAUACGGGACGAGGUACCCUUCUAGAUGAUCGAGAGAGAGAGAGAGAAGACAGUGAUAGACAGACACAGACACAGACAGUUUUAAAGCACACGCGGCGUUUUUGAAAAUCCGCGAUGAAUCUAGGGAAUCAGGUGCUUCGGUUCCUGUUGGAGAAGCGAUGGAGCCUCGCCUCGCCUCUCCUCGCCGAUCACCUCGACCCUUUACGAGGAGGAGGACGAGCAGGCGAGCUGCAAUUUGGCCAAUUUUGUUUCGUUUGAGAACAAUGGAAAGUAUUUGGAGUGUAGCCCCGCCCCGCCUGAUAGCUUGCUAGCUAUCUAUUAGCAGCAGUAGCAGAAGAAGAAGAAGAUGAAGAAGAUUGCACAGCCUCGAGACUUUGUGAACUAAGUAACUACCGUAGGCAGAAAUAGCUUUGAAUAUGUAUCAUGUCGGUCGAUGAUGGGGGAGGGAAUCCCGUCGUCUUCCUCCUCGCAGGAAGAGAGACCUGCCUUUGCUUCAAGAAAAGAGUUCCAUUUUCGGUUCCACAUGGUUCGUGCGUUUGGUGC
This is a messenger RNA of Marchantia polymorpha subsp. ruderalis, 2762 nucleotides long. The record is from the annotation of a GenBank genome assembly. Lineage: Eukaryota; Viridiplantae; Streptophyta; Marchantiopsida; Marchantiales; Marchantiaceae.